Molecule: messenger RNA, 378 nt
Organism: Rotaria socialis
Lineage: Eukaryota; Metazoa; Rotifera; Eurotatoria; Philodinida; Philodinidae
Source: the annotation of a GenBank genome assembly
AUGUAUGAGGUUGAAGAAAUUGAAGAGCACCUUGCUCCUAUAUCAGGCGUCGGUAUAAACUCGAUUUCGGAUGAAUCCGAUUUUGCUGACGAUUUGUCCGUUGAAAUUACCUCUAAUGUCGAUGAAAAUGAAAAUGAAUUGAUCAAGUGGACUAAUUAUCUACAACUGAACUCGGACAGCGACGAAGAUAACGAUCAAGAUUACCCAUCGAUUCAAUCUGCUACCCUUCUUCAGUGUUCAUCAUUGGAAGCAUCCAGUGAUAACGAAAACAUCUCGCAAUCGUCUCCUCAACUUGAAUCUACUAAUAAUCAAAACCAUAUCGAUAUCAUGCCUACUUCAUCAUCAACAAUCGUCAAGAAGCAUAAGCUGGUGUUUUGA